Boleophthalmus pectinirostris (great blue-spotted mudskipper) is the source of this 894-nucleotide messenger RNA. Its product is annotated as NF-kappa-B essential modulator-like. Lineage: Eukaryota; Metazoa; Chordata; Actinopteri; Gobiiformes; Gobiidae. The transcript has a single exon. The coding region runs from base 1 to 894 and encodes 297 amino acids. The record is from RefSeq and is a predicted model, not a curated record.
AUGCAGAAGGCAAACAGCCACUACUAUGACUCUGAUGUGUUUGAAUGUGCCCGCAACAUGACAGAAAACUUGAAGGUGGACAGUAUGAAGAAUACGCAGAAACUAGAAGAGUGUGAACAAGAGAACUGGGAGCUGAAGACUACUCUUGAGGAGCUCCAAAGAGCCCACAAAGAACAACUCCACAUCAGCCUUAAACAGACAUGGAGACUGAAGGAGUUACAGCAGGUGGUCCAGCAGACAGAAGCCCUCAAGAAGAAUUUUGAGGAGCCCCAGAAACAGCUGAGGGAAACUAGGGAAGAAAAGGAAACAAUGACAGAGAAACUAGAACAGUGUAAACAAGAGAAUAGGGCGCUGAAGACGACUCUGCAAGAGGCCAUUGGGAAGAGGAAGACCAAAGAGAAGAUUCUCAGCAAACAACAGGAGCUCCAGAAGGCACACAAGGAGAAGCAGGCUCUGCAGACAAAGGUUACUGCCUUGGAGUCUGCCCUCGUUGAGCAGACACGGUCAUCUGAAAAGGCCCUGAAUGUACAAGUUUGCCAUCUUGAGUCUACCCUUGGAGCAGAGAGACACUCUGCUAAAGAGGCUCUCAACAAACAGCGUCUCGCCCUGGAGUCUACAUUUACAGCAGAGAUGCGGGCAGCUGAGGAGACCUGGAACAAACAGGUCCUCACUCUAGAGUCUGCUCUCGCUGAGCAGGAGCGGACAGCUGAAGAGGCCCUCAACAAGGCACAGGAGAGGGAGGAGAGCCUGAACACUGAGCGCCACAAAGUUCAAAAAUUACAAAAUGACUUGGACUCACAGAAAAUGAGUUUUAUAGCUGUGGUAGAAGAAUGUCACUCCAUCCACAAGGCCACGGUGGAGGAGAACAUCCUCCACCAGGAAACACGGCUUUGA